AUGCUCAAGAUCGUUUCUGCCGUUGCUAUCAUCGCUGUCUAUGCGGUUCAAGCCAUUCCAUUGAGAACAAGCGAUUGUCCCGGCAAUGUUUGCCACCAAAGGGCUAAUUCUGGGAAUGUGAAUGUUGGAUCGACUACAAACAUCGUCCCAGUAACUCAAGUGAUCCCGGUCACGCGAUAUCAACCCAUAGUCAAGGCGUAUGCACCCAUCGUCCAGUCAGCCUGCCCGGUCCCUCUUGCGGAAGGCAUGGACUUUCAAUCCCUGGGAGGUGGUGAGAUGCCUUCUAUGGAGGGCCCUGCCAUGCGAAUGUUCAAGGGUGAUGAUUUUGGACGUAUGGGCCAUGCGAGCCCUUCGAGCCACGGCUUAAUGAAGCGCAAUAUUGUCAAGAAGGAAGAGAUGAAGGAGGAGAUGAAAGAGGGAGAGAAGAAGGAGAAGGAGAAGGAAACCAAGGUCGAAUGUAUUCCCUCUGCAACUCAGAGUUGUGAGCAGAGUAUCCCUGCUAGCAAUGUGGAUAUGGGUUCAGUUGUCACUGCCAAGCCCAAGAAUGUGAUUCUGCCUUCUACUGUUUAUCAGGGACAUGUAAAGGAUAAAGGACCCGAGAUCAUUGCUGCUUCAGCAGAACAUAGGGUUCUCAGUCAAUCGAACGUGAACUUGGGUUCUGAUACUCGUAUCCAACCUCUGACCAAGGUGAAUCCGUCAACGAUCUAUCAACCUUCGGUUAAAAACAAGGCCACGAUUGUUGAGGCAGCACCAUGUGCGGACCAAAGCUUGGAUCGUUCCUCGGUAUCUAUGGGUUCGAGCGUGUAUAUCCGACCAAGCACGAAGGUGGAGCCUCUGACGGUGUUUGAGCCAAAGAUCAAGUCGCUCCCCUUCAUUAUCUCUGACGAGGGAUGUUACUGA
Lobosporangium transversale is the source of this 900-nucleotide messenger RNA. RefSeq lists its product as hypothetical. The transcript has a single exon. The coding region runs from base 1 to 900 and encodes 299 amino acids. Lineage: Eukaryota; Fungi; Mortierellomycota; Mortierellomycetes; Mortierellales; Mortierellaceae. The record is from RefSeq and is a predicted model, not a curated record.